CUAAUACGUGGAUUCUAGAAAAAUUACUAGUGUUCGGAUACGCAAUUUGUAAUAAAUUGGAAAUUAAUGGGAAAUUUCAUCGGUCUUUCCAUAGAAAGUUUGUGAGAUAUGGCAUAAUGCGGUCGGCGGGGACGGAUGGUGUCGGCUCUUCUUCGAGCAGCGAAGGGGCCUGGCCAAGAUUUGGAGGCCGACGACCUCGACCCAGCGAAUCCCUCACGUCUACCACCAUCGAUACAGCAACUUCAACAUCACGCCCGUCUUUAACUUCUUCCAUUUCAAGAUUCCGAUCAGAUUUCGAGCAGUUGAAAUGCAAGGCCCGAAUAUUCGGAGAGUCUAUGAAUUUGUGUCGAUGCAUCGCCGAUGACUACAACAAACGACUUGGGUUUAUGGAGAAGCGGUUAAUUAACUUAGAACAGAGACAAAGACUUACGGGUGAGAGUAACUACUCUGCCAUCAUACAGAAGAACCAGAAGCUAUCACACAAGACCAAGCAAGACGUUAAGGUACUAUAUAUUAAUAUGGCACAACGAUCUUAA
This is a messenger RNA of Pieris rapae (cabbage white), 536 nucleotides long. RefSeq lists its product as uncharacterized. NCBI's taxonomy places the organism in Eukaryota, Metazoa, Arthropoda, Insecta, Lepidoptera, Pieridae. The record is from RefSeq and is a predicted model, not a curated record. The coding region runs from base 117 to 536 and encodes 139 amino acids. The transcript is spliced from 4 exons.